Molecule: messenger RNA, 1446 nt
Organism: Eruca vesicaria subsp. sativa (arugula)
Lineage: Eukaryota; Viridiplantae; Streptophyta; Magnoliopsida; Brassicales; Brassicaceae
Source: the annotation of a GenBank genome assembly
AUGCAUUUGAGUGAGAACGAAGGUGUCGAAGGCAACACCUUCGUCGUUACCGGAGGCCUCGGCUUCGUCGGCGCCGCUCUCUGCUUAGAGCUAGUUCGUCGCGGUGCUCGCCAGGUCCGCUCUUUUGAUCUACGUGAUUCAUCUCCUUGGUCCGAUGAGCUCAUAAACAGUGGCGUUCGUUGCAUCCAAGGUGAUGUAACUCGGAAACAAGAUGUGGACAAGGCACUAGAUGGAGCAGACUGUGUUCUGCAUCUUGCUUCCUAUGGUAUGUCUGGUAAAGAGAUGCUACAGUUCGGUCGUUGCGACGAGGUUAACAUAAACGGGACAUGUAACGUCUUGGAGGCUGUGUUCAAACACGAGAUCACAAGACUUGUGUACGUCAGCACUUACAACGUUGUGUUUGGUGGUAAGGAGAUUAGGAACGGUAAUGAAAGUUUGCCUUAUUACCCGCUUGAUGAUCAUGUCGACGCCUAUGGUCGGAGUAAAUCCAUUGCGGAACAGCUUGUACUCAAGAGUAACGGCCGACCAUUUAAAAAUGGGGGUAAGAAGUUGUAUACAUGUGCGGUUCGUCCAGCAGCUAUUUAUGGACCUGGUGAAGACAGACAUCUUCCUAGGAUAGUUAAUCUAGCGAAGAUGGGUUUGCUGCUGUUCAAGACCGGUGAAGCGAGUGUUAAGACAGAUUGGAUUUAUGUUGAGAACCUUGUCCUAGCUAUCAUAUUGGCUAGUAUGGGACUCUUGGAUGACAUUCCUGGUAGAGAAGGAGUGCCUGUUGCUGCUGGUCAACCUUAUUUUGUCUCUGAUGGUUCCCCUGUGAAUACAUUUGAGUUUCUACGUCCUUUCCUACGAAGUUUAGACUACGACAUCCCCAAAUAUACUCUCUCUGUACCUGUUGCGGUGACCUUGGGUAAGAUCUUCCAAGGUGUCUACACUGUUCUGUAUCCAUGGCUAUCUAAGAGCUGGUUACCGCAGCCUCUUAUUCUUCCUGCUGAAGUCUACAAGGUCGGUGUUACCCAUUAUUUCUCAUAUCUCAAGGCUAAGGAAGAGCUUGGAUAUGUUCCAUUCAAGAGCUCUAAGGAAGGCAUGGCUGCAACAAUCUCAUAUUGGCAGGAGAAGAAACAGAGAUCACUAGACGGUCCAACUAUAUUCACUUGGUUAGCUGUUAUACUAGGAAUGUCGGCUCUCUUUGCUGCGGGAUGGCUACCAGAAGUAGGACCAGUGCCUUUCUUAAGAGCCUUACACCUCUUCUUCUUCAGGACAAUGACAAUGGUAAGAGCUGUGUUUAUCGUAGCGGUGUUACUACAUGUUGGAGAAGGAAUCUAUGCUUGGUCUCUGGCUAAACGAGUUGAUCCUGACAAUGCAAUGGGGUGGUUCUGGCAAACUACAGCUCUUGGGUUUUUCUCAAUGCGGUUUUUGUUGAAGAGAGCCAAAGACCACCACCAGGCUUAA